Molecule: messenger RNA, 1161 nt
Organism: Caenorhabditis bovis
Lineage: Eukaryota; Metazoa; Nematoda; Chromadorea; Rhabditida; Rhabditidae
Source: the annotation of a GenBank genome assembly
AUGCUUCGCAAUCGGCUGACGAUCUUGUGUAUUCUCGCGGCGACGGUGUCGGCGAUUCCCGUCGACAACAACGUCGAAGGCGAGCCGGAGGUCGAAUGCGGACCAACGUCGAUCACAGUCAACUUCAACACUCGCAAUCCGUUCGAGGGUCACGUCUACGUGAAAGGUCUGUUCGAUCAGCAGGAGUGCCGCAACGACGAGGGCGGCCGUCAGGUGGCCGGCAUCGAGUUGCCGUUCGACACGUGCAACGUGGCGCGCACACGAUCGCUGAACCCGAAGGGCGUGUUCGUCACCACCACCGUCGUCGUCUCGUUCCAUCCGCAGUUCGUCACCAAGGUUGAUCGCGCCUAUCGCGUUCAAUGCUUCUACAUGGAAGCUGACAAGACGGUCUCGACGCAAAUCGAAGUCUCCGAUCUGACCACCGCCUUCCAGACUCAGGUGGUCCCAAUGCCGAUAUGCAAGUACGAGAUUCUCAACGGCGGUCCAACCGGCGAGCCGGUCCAAUUCGCCACCAUCGGCCAACAGGUCUACCAUAAAUGGACGUGCGAUUCGGAGACGGUCGACACGUUCUGCGCCGUCGUCCACUCGUGCACCGUCGACGACGGCAACGGCGACACGGUGCAGAUACUCGACGAGAACGGCUGCGCGCUCGACAAAUUCCUGCUCAACAAUCUCGAGUAUCCGACGGACUUGAUGGCCGGCCAAGAGGCGCACGUCUACAAGUACGCCGAUCGCUCGCAGCUCUUCUACCAGUGCCAAAUCUCGAUCACCGUCAAAGAGCCGAACGAGGAGUGCGCGCGGCCGACGUGCGCCGAGCCGCAGGGAUUCGGCGCGCCGAAACAGAAUCACACCGCCGCGCAAUUCUUCCGUGUGCUCCGGAAGCGCUCCGUCGGCCAACUCGAGAAUGUGCUCGACGUGCGCGCCGAGCUCACCGCGUUGGAUGUUCGCGACGAGGAGUUGCCGGCGAUGCUUCGCGCCGCCGCCCCGCAGGCGCUCGUCUCGAAUCAGCGCUUCGACGAGCUCAUCUGCGUCACCCCCUACAUCUCGUCGCUUCUCGUCGCCGGCAUUUGUGUGCUCAUGAUCUUCGCCGUCAUCACCACCUUCUUCUGCAUUCGCAUCAAUCGACCCGUCGACAAAUCGAUGACCCCAUACAAGCACUAG